Molecule: messenger RNA, 2546 nt
Organism: Trichoplusia ni (cabbage looper)
Lineage: Eukaryota; Metazoa; Arthropoda; Insecta; Lepidoptera; Noctuidae
Product: UDP-glucuronosyltransferase 2B20-like
Exons: 5
Coding region: 75-1637 (520 amino acids)
Molecular function (GO): UDP-glycosyltransferase activity
Source: RefSeq, a predicted model, not a curated record
UACAAUAUAAAACGUACUCGAAGUAUGGAUCUGCAGGACAUUAGACCAAUCAUCGCGUGAGUCAACAAGUUAUAAUGGGGAUCCUUUUGGGUUUUUUGACGUGGUACCUUCUAUUAACAAAUACUAAUGAAGCGGCAAGGGUUUUGGUAGUGGUCCCCACGCCUUCUGUCAGUCACCAGGUUGUAUUUCGACCUGUAGUGCAGGAGCUAGCUAAGAGAGGACACGAUGUCACCUUCAUAACUACAGAUCCCGCCUUCCCGAAAGGAGAAGCCCCUGCUAACCUGACAGAAAUCGAUGUCCAUGAUAUAUCGUACCGCGCUUGGAAGGAAGCCCUUAUGAAAGCUACUUCAGGAAACCAAGGAGACUUAUAUGAACAGAUGAAAACCAUACUUUCAAUGGCUGGAGGAGUAUUUGAGGACCAAUAUAACGAUGAAAAAGUACAACAUCUUAUUCAUGACAAAAAUCAAAAGUUUGAUUUGAUAAUUGUAGAAGCCUUUUCGCGACUUGCGUUAGUAUACCAGCAUGUUUUCAAAGCGCCCCUGGUCUUAAUGAGCUCUUUUGGAGCAACAUUUGACAAUUAUGAAGCACUUGGCGUUCCUACACAUCCUCUGCUUUACUCAUCCGUGAUUCGGCAGAGAAUAAACAAUAUGACUACGUGGGAGAAAAUAACAGAAACCUAUCAAUAUUUCAAAAUCCAUUCCUUGUUUAAUGAAAUUUUAGUUGAAGAAGAGAAAUUGUUAAGAAAACUUUUUGGACCCGACGUUCCAACGAUGAAAGAAUUUUAUGAUCGUGUCGAAAUGCUAUUCCUGAAUGAGAAUCCGUUGUUUACUGGCAUUCGACCUGUACCACCGAAUGUAAUUUAUAUGGGUGGGAUACAUCAAAAACCGCAGAAGGAAUUACCGAAGGAUCUUAAGUCAUACUUGGACUCUUCUAAAAACGGCGUAAUUUAUAUAAGUUUCGGCACGAAUGUGAAUCCUACUCUUCUACCCGCUGACAGGAUCCAAGUGCUAGUGAAAGCAUUCUCUCAGUUACCUUACGAUGUGUUAUGGAAGUGGAACGGAGACGAGCUGCCUGGACGUACUGAGAACAUCAGAAUCUCAAAGUGGUUGCCGCAGUCAGAUCUACUCAGACACCCUAAAAUUAAAGUAUUUGUAACGCAAGGAGGUGUACAAUCAACAGACGAGUCGAUAACAGCUGGUGUUCCAUUGGUUGGAAUCCCAAUGUUAGCGGAUCAGUGGUUCAAUGUAGAAAAAUAUGUUACUCAUGGGAUAGGAGCCAGACUAGACAUUGAAACAAUAACGGUAGAAAAUUUCAAGGAAACACUCCUCAAAGUUAUUAAAGAUGACAGCUAUCGACAGAAUACAGUACGACUAAACAAUUUAAUGAGGGACCAGCCUCAGACUCCUUUGGAGCGAACUAUAUGGUGGUUAGAAUACUUACUUCGACACGGCAGCGCGAAGCACCUGCGCUCGCCCGCCGCCAACAUCUCGUGGGCGGAGUACCUAGAACUGGAACUGGUGCUCACAUUACUGGCAGGACUAUUGGCUGCAAUAAGUGUAGUUGUUCUUAGUAUUUAUUGGUUAUUCAAGUACUUUGUAGGAUACAACGUUCUGAAUAGUAAAGUAAAACGGUCGUAAACUUGAAUUAAAGUUUAAUUUUGAUUAAUUUGACUGUGAUAUAUAUUAUGAAUGUUAUGUUGAUAGUGUGUUAAUUGAUGCUAAAGUCCAAAAUUACGUAGUUGCGAUUAAUUACUGAGAUAGUGAGGAAUCAAAAUAAUAAGUCAUUGUUGAUAAUAAUGAAGAAAUUGUGACUGUGGAUGAGAUGACUUGUGGAUGCAAGUUCAAACCUGUAUCAGUUGUUUUAUUAGCUUUUUGCACUGUAAUAAAUACUUUUUAUCUUGGAACUGUUUAAAUGGGCGAUUAUGAUAAGCUUCGGAGAUAUGGAUACUGAAAUCUAAUCUGGCAAUGAAACAUGUCUGGACUUGACUGAAAUGUAGGUGUUAUUUAAUAAAUGAAAGCUUGGCUUUGAUAAGACGUUAUGAAAAUCUGUUUAAUUAUUUAAUAAGAUAUGGUUUCUUUAUUCUCCUGUUUAAAUGUUCUACUAGUCUAAAUUUCUUAAGGUAUUUUCAAUCAUAGCCCAUCGCUGCUUACGACAUGUUGGUCUGAUCUCCGAAAGAUUCUGGAUAUAGUCUAUGUGACCACUGUUCGUGACGAUUCACGGGUUCAAUCCCAGCAUAGGACAACCUCUUUUUGCUAUUUAUGAAUACUUCACACACAUUAGACUCACUUGCAUAAAGACAGUAAGACUGAGAAAAACCUUUCGUGGAUAGCACAAAUGGCUGUCAAACCUGCAAUAAGCUGCGUGCAGCGACGCGACGCGAACUUGGACAUGGGUUAUCCGUCGGUUUACAUAACAUUAUUUUGUUUUAAAUUAAGAAAUCAAUGGCACCUGCCUUUUAACACUUAGCAUAGGUUCUCUGCACACGGAAAUAUAAUGUACGUUUGCAGACAGUGAUUACAAUAAUAAAAUCGAUAAAUUACUUUUUG